Messenger RNA from Xyrichtys novacula (pearly razorfish), 31477 nucleotides. Lineage: Eukaryota; Metazoa; Chordata; Actinopteri; Labriformes; Labridae. The record is from the annotation of a GenBank genome assembly.
AUGGGAAUACACGGACUUGCCAAGCUGAUCGCGGACCAGGCCCCUGGAGCCAUUAGAGAGCAGGACAUCAAGAAUUACUUUGGUAACUGUGACAGGACUCUUCCUAUACAUAUUGAUUAUUGAUCUGCUAAUCCACACCAUGUUAGGUUAGAUGAUGCUCCUUUAUUAGGUCUGUCAGAUGGCGUGGGGAGUAGGGGAGAGUGGGGUAAGAUGCGCCAUUUUUCAUAUUUUGGAUCACUACAUCAAGACAAUCAUAGUUUUGUCUCUAACUCGUGUAUUUGCAUAUAUUUCAAGAUGCUGUGCAUCCCUGCAAACCAAUAGAAUGAGUGUAAACAUAACUGUCUUUAUAAUAUAAUCUAAUUUAUAAAGUUUGCAAAACAAAACACAUUCUCGACCACAAAUCACUACAUAUUCUCUACUGUUCACUGAUUUUACCAUAUUUACACUACUGUGCAGAGGUUUGGGGCAAAACUUACAAUAAGAUCACAAUCUGUACUGCAGCAAAGAGCCAUCAGAAUAGUUCACAAUACGAGUUACACAAAUUCACUAUUCUUCAAAUCAAAAAUAUUAAAAUUCACUAACCUGGUUCACUUUCAAACAGCAAAAAUCAUGUACGAAAUAUCCAAAAAUGUUUUUUUAACAGGGCUGGGGGUUAUCAUCUGAGGGGGACUUUAACCUGAAGUAUCAGCGGGCAUGUUCAACAUUAAAAAGUUUUUGUGUUUCUGUUUGCGGAGUAAGGUUAUGGAACAGAUUAGGUGUGGAGCUCAAGCGUUGUCCAAGCAUGACCCAGUUUGAAAAGCAGUACAAAAACAUGGUUCUCACCAGGUACAGGGAGGAAGAAGGGCUUUAACGAUCGGGUUCAUAUCAUUUCAUGAAUGAUUAAUGUAGUUAUUUACUCUCUUUAUGUUCUAUUUUUUGUUAGUAUCAUGUAAAAAUGCUGGAGACUGACUGUUUAUUGAGUAAAGGAGAAGGGGUAGGUUUAAAAAAAGCAUAAUGCUUCAUCCUACUCCUUUUUGGACAUGUUGAGUUCACAUCAUUAUUAUUAUUUGUAUUUUUAAUUUUAAUUUUUCCUUUUUUGCUUCGAUUAUUGUUUGAAAAAAAUAUAUAAAUGAAAUUAAGUUACCGAAAAAUUAGUCAUCCAUUAAUAGUUGUUGCACUGAAAGGGGGCUCUUUCUAUUUCAGGAAACCAGGUUAGGGGUGUCUGAAAAAAAUUAGCAUGAAACAUCAUUGUUAUUGUAACAGUAGAAAACAAAACCAUCUGCUUAUCUGUACUUGUGCAGGCAGGAAGAUCGCCAUCGAUGCCUCUAUGUGUAUCUAUCAGUUCCUGAUCGCCGUGCGACAGGAUGGGAAUGUCCUACAGAACGAGGAUGGAGAGACAACCAGGUAAUAAAGGCGCCUCAAAACUGUGCGGCAGCCACUGUACUUGGAUUGAUCCUACAACUUGAAACACCUUUUGCCAACCUGUUGUUCUCCUUUCUCAGUCACUUGAUGGGAAUGUUCUACCGUACUAUCCGUAUGCUGGAACAUGGCAUCAAGCCUGUGUAUGUGUUUGACGGCAAGCCCCCACAGCUCAAGUCAGCAGAGGUAAAUAUGAGCUCUGAGGUCUUCUGGUGUGUUUCUACCUUCUUUCUUUUCUCCUAGCUGUGACAGUUAGUCUGGUCUCCCUUUUAAUUGUUUUUCUAGCUCAACGGUCCUGUUUCAUUUCAUUUAAUGGGUCUUUAAUCUUCUCUAACCCCCCAGCUGGAGAAGAGGGGAGAAAGGAGGGCAGAGGCUGAGAAGCAGCUUGCUCAAGCUCAGGAAAUGGGUAAAUUUAUUUAUUUUUUUAUGUCUGCAAAGAUUUAAUUCAGUGUAUGAUUGAUAAGGUCAUGAAAGAUAUAGUUAGAUUACCCUUAACAUGCAGGUUUUGUGAUUUGAAUGUCUGCUAAAAUGCAUUCUCUCUUUCCAGGAGAACAAGAGAACAUCGACAAAUUCACCAAGCGUCUGGUAAAAGUCACCAAGCAGCAUAAUGAUGAGUGCAAGAAGCUGCUGACUCUGAUGGGAGUGCCUUACAUUGAGGUUUGCUAUGACUCAGUAUUUCCAUGUCACUGCCUCUGAGUGUUUUCUGUCUGGUUGUUUUUUUUUUGUCUGUUUUUUUUAGUGCUGCGUCUCACAUCAUACAUUCAUCGGUCUUGAUCCAGUUCAGGGUUUGUUGUUGUCACCAAAAAUUAUUAUAUUUCCUCACUCUCUUUUAUUGUACGUGUUCUUAACUCUAGGCUCCAUGUGAGGCUGAGGCCAGCUGUGCAGCCCUUGUCAAAGCAGGGAAGGUCUUUGCCACAGCGACGGAGGAUAUGGACGGGCUUACCUUUGGGACAAAUGUUCUGCUCAGACACCUCACAGCCAGUGAAGCAAAGUAAUGUCACACCUAAAUCACAUCCAUACCGUGUCUUUUUGCCUUUUGGCACAGUAUCAACAUCCUGUCUUCCUUUUUAUUUCCUGACAGAGGAGACAAUUUGCUUUAUGACAUGUAGAUAAAAGUUGUUUCAUUAAAAUGCAAUGUGUUUCUUUUGUGCUUUGUCUUAGGAAACUUCCAAUCCAAGAGUUUCACUUCAGUCGCAUGCUGCAGGACAUGAGUCUGACUAAUGAACAGGUAAAGCUGAAUCCACAUUUAAAGAUUGUCCAGUCCAUCUUCAUCAUGGGUAACACUGAGUAACCACUUCAUCUUUUUUUCCAUCCUAGUUCAUAGACCUGUGUAUUCUGCUGGGCUGCGACUACUGCGCCACCAUCAAAGGAAUUGGCCCAAAGAGAGCGAUCGACCUCAUCAAACAACAUGGCAGCAUUGAGGAGAUCCUUGAAAACAUUGAUUCCAACGUAAGUUGAUGAGCGCUUUAAUUUAGAAGUUUGGACAGUGAAGUACUCAGAGUUUGGUUCUGACUUUGUGUGCGUGUCUCGCUCCCCCCUGCGCAGAAGCACCCUGCGCCAGAGGACUGGCUGUACAAAGAGGCCAGGGGUUUGUUUUUAAAGCCAGAUGUGGUCGAUUGUUCCUCACUGGAGCUGAAGUGGAGUGAGCCAGAUGAGGAGGGACUCAUACAGUUCAUGUGUAAUGAGAAACAGUUCAGGUACUGCUGCUUCAUGGAUUAUUGUCUUCUUUCCUCUAUGAUGCUGAUUUUUAGGAAUUUAUCACCAGACCUGCUUGUUAUACAAUGUUUGUACACUAGGCUGCACCACUGACUAAGCAGAAAAGGACUGACUUUUCUUGCUUCACAUCAUCUGAGACUUUUCACUAACCCUAAUUCUGAAGAUCCUUAUAAACAGAUGUGUCCUGCAGUUAUCCUUAGGUUGCAUUUCAUCAUUAUAUAAAGGCCAAUGGAUUCUAAAGAACCGUCACUGCUGCAAAUAAAAAAAGAAACGGUGCAGAUAGAAAAAAAAAUCCACAACCGAAGUUAACGAUGCAGAAAAAAAGCGGCGAUGCAACAAAAAAAAAAAAAGAUACUUACUGCGAAAAUAAAAGGAUGCAAAUUAAAAAAGCCACAACUGAAGUGGCUUCUUUUUUUUUUUUUUGCAUUCUUUUCUAUUUGCAGCAGUGGCAGCUCUCGGCCUCUGUACUAAAGAAAUCUAUGCAGAGGAAAGCACUGACCUACUCAUGAAAUAAUAAACUGUUCUUUCAUUAUGUGCCUGCGGACAGUGAGGACAGGAUCCGUAACGGCUGUAAAAAGAUUGUGAAGAGCCGACAAGGCAGCACACAGGGACGCCUUGACUCUUUCUUCACCGUCACUGGAUCUCUGUCCUCCAAACGGAAGGUAAAUUAAGACACUGCACAAUUCAUGUUACGGCCGGUUUACACGCUCCUUUAUUGCAAAAAGGCGAUGAAAUCUGCUUUUGAGGUGUUGUUUACUGUAAAUAAUACAGAGCAAACUGAAUACUGGAUUCAUUGAAACAAUUUCCUCAUUUGAACAGGAACCUGAGGUUAAAGGAUCUGCAAAAAAGAAGCAGAAGACUGGUGCCACUCCAGGCAAAUUUAAGAAGGGAAAGUAGAUCAAUGGCAGGAUCAACUUUAGUUCCUUAAGAGGGUGAUGUUGGUAAAAAUGACCGCUGAAGAGAACAUGAAGCACCCGCCACGAUAGGAGGAAGCUGCUACGCAAAUGUGCAAAAGGAAGUUUGUGUUGAAAGACUAGUUCACCUUGACAACUCUGUACAUAACCAAACAUGGUGCUGUUUAGGAAGUGAUUGAGAGUUAACCCAAUGUGUCAUUUCUGUCAUUGAAUAAAGAUUGAGAAAACUUUUUUUAGAAUGAUUUGACUUUGGCCUUUUAAACUGGGUAUAUGCCCGUCACCAUGGUUACAGGGAAGAAACAGCCAUCAUUACUUUUUCCGUAGUGAAUUUUCACAGUGAGUGAUGAAUUUCUCUGCUAAAAAGUAUUUUGUUGACUCACAACACUUGCAUAACAAGCGAGAGCUGAGGGUUACCAUGUUCACCACAGGGGAGGCGCCAAAAUCAGCAGAGAAACACUUUGUCACAGGAGCCAGCAACAACUAUCAUCUUGUGGAGCAGCAGUAAUGAGUGCAAGAUGCAAAAACAGUCCAUCUUCAGCUCAGCGUCUUACUUUAAAAUUUAAAAAGGAGUAUAAACAAAUUACUUGGUCGACCUUGGAGGCUUUUAUUAGAGAACUUAAAAAGUUAGGAUGUGCAUCAGGAGUUUUUUUUUAAACACAGGAAGUUCAAACAUGAGUGACAUCCCUCUUUUUAGGGAUUAGAAACCAAAUCAUGUCAAACUGGGAAUUGUGAUUUUUUCCAACAACCUGCAUGCAAACCUCAUUUGAGCCACAUUAAGGACAAUAAAAUACAAAAUUAAAGGAGCAUGCUGUAAAAUAUUUACAGAGAAAAAUCACAGAAUGUGGUGAUUGGUUGAAUAAAAAAACAAUAAUUUAGCUGUAAUGUUGAAUAAACAAAUUUAAUAAAUAACAGUGCAAUUUAAAAAAUCUAACUGAUUCAAAAACACUCCUGCGUUCCGUUGUGUAUUUGUUAGUGAGUGUAAUGCUGUAUGAAUUAGUAACUGGCAGACUUACAGAUAGGCUUAGUCUUGCAACAGAGGAAGCCAACGUGCUUUAAAAUAAGAAUUUUGCAUAAGAUACAAAAAGGAAGUUAGAUGCCAUAUCUUCUGCUUUAGAAGAAAUUACUGCAUUUUUAGUAUUUUCCCCCAUUAUCUGUAGAAAGCUGAAAGGACUCUCUCUGGCCUCUGCUAAUCUGGUGAGUCCUUUUCUUCUUUUGCUUUGCUUGUUGCCCGAAAUUGUUAUACUCUGAUAUAUAUAUAUAUAUAUAUAUAUAUAUAUAUAUAUAUAUAUAUAUAUAUACACUCACCGGCCACUUUAUUAGGUACACCAUGCUAGUAACGGGUUGGACCCCCUUUUGCCUUCAGAACUGCCUCAAUUCUUCGUGGCAUAGAUUCAACAAGGUGCUGGAAGCAUUCCUCAGAGAGCUUGGUCCAUAUUGACAUGAUGGCAUCACACAGUUGCCGCAGAUUUGUCGGCUGCACAUCCAUGAUGCGAAUCUCCCGUUCCACCACAUCCCAAAGAUGCUCUAUUGGAUUGAGAUCUGGUGACUGUGGAGGCCAUUUGAGUACAGUGAACUCAUUGUCAUGUUCAAGAAACCAGUCUCAGAUGAUUCCAGCUUUAUGACAUGGCGCAUUAUCCUGCUGAAAGUAGCCAUCAGAAGUUGGGUACAUUGUGGUCAUAAAGGGAUGGACAUGGUCAGCAACAAUACUCAGGUAGGCUGUGGCGUUGCAACGAUGCUCAAUUGGUACCAAGGGGCCCAAAGAGUGCCAAGAAAAUAUUCCCCACACCAUGACACCACCACCACCAGCCUGAACCGUUGAUACAAGGCAGGAUGGAUCCAUGCUUUCAUGUUGUUGACGCCAAAUUCUGACCCUACCAUCCGAAUGUCGCAGCAGAAAUCGAGACUCAUCAGACCAGGCAACGUUUUUCCAAUCUUCUAUUGUCCAAUUUCGAUGAGCUUGUGCAAAUUGUAGCCUCAGUUUCCUGUUCUUAGCUGAAAGGAGUGGCACCCGGCGUGGUCUUCUGCUGCUGUAGCCCAUCUGCCUCAAAGUUCGACGUACUGUGCGUUCAGAGAUGCUCUUCUGCCUACCUUGGUUGUAACGGGUGGUUAUUUGAGUCACUGUUGCCUUUCUAUCAGCUCGAACCAGUCUGGCCAUUCUCCUCUGAUCUCUGGCAUCAACAAGGCAUUUCCGCCCACAGAACUGCCGCUCACUGGAUAUUUUUCUUUUUCGGACCAUUCUCUGUAAACCCUAGAGAUGGUUGUGCGUGAAAAUCCCAGUAGAUCAGCAGUUUCUGAAAUACUCAGACCAGCCCUUCUGGCACCAACAACCAUGCCACGUUCAAAGUCACUCAAAUCACCUUUCUUCCCCAUACUGAUGCUCGGUUUGAACUGCAGGAGAUUGUCUUGACCAUGUCUACAUGCCUAAAUGCACUAAGUUGCCGCCAUGUGAUUGGCUGAUUAGAAAUUAAGUGUUAACGAGCAGUUGGACAGGUGUACCUAAUAAAGUGGCCGGUGAGUGUAUAUAUGAACAAGAACUUGAUCUAAGCUUUGAGGGGAAUACUGAUCAGCAAAACUCAUAAAGAGGUUGCCUUAGCUGUAUUUUUCUCUGAAAACUGCAGGAACUUAUGGGUUAUAACAGAAGGGGGCAGAGACUUCUAGAAUGAUGUGUGUUAUUGUUCUGAUUACACCAAAUAUAUCCUCAAUCUUGAAUUCUUAUUAUUCUAAUAAAACACUGAACAUAAUCUAGACCACUUCCUUUUGAUUGGUGUCUUGAGAAAACUAUUUUCAUGAAUUGCAAUAAGCAAAUACAAAUUGAUUUACAACCAGUUUUCAAAAGUAAAGUAGGCGACUGUAAACUGCCCUGUGUGUGGAUGGGGAUUUAGGAGAUACAUGAUACAUGUUGCUGGUGUAAAUACAAAACCCAAUUCCACUGAAAUUGGGAAAUUGUGAUAAAUGUAAAUAAAAACAAUACAAUGAUUUGCAAAUUCUUUUCAACCUAUGUUCAAUUGAAUACACUACAAAGACAAGAUAUUUAAUGUUCAAACUCAUAAACUUUAUUUUAUUUUUGCAAAUAAAAAUUGACUCAGAAUUUCAUGGCUGCAACAUGUGCCAAAGUAGUUGGGACAGAGACAUGUUUACCACUGUGUUACUUCACCUUUGAUUUUAACAACACUCAAUGAACGUUUGGGAACGCGCACUCUUUUACUAUGAAGCUAAGCUGUUGUAACACCUGCAGAAUGUGGCUUGGCAUUGUCUUGCUGAAAUAAGCAGGGACGUUCAUGAAAAAGACGUUCGCCUUUGAACUUUGUGUCGAUAACAGUCCAGAUGGUUCUGUUACUCUUUGCAGUUAUUUGCAAAAAAAAAAACAAUAAAGUUCAUCAGUUUGAACAUUUAAUAUCUUGUCUUUGUAGUAUAUUCAAUAAAAUAUGGGUUGAAAAGAAUUUGCAAAUCAUUGUAUUCCGUUUUUAUUUACGAUUUACUUAUCUUCCCAACUUCAUUGAAAUUGGGUUUUGUAUGUAAUAUGAGCUAUUGAUGCCGAUUUAUAUACCUGCAUUAUGAUGUGUACAAUUCAGGUGAUUCAGGUCCAAUCUCUGAGGAUGUUGACCACCAACUUGAUACUGAGUAUCUUCUUUCUUACAGGUGAGCUCUAAGUUCACUGUCUUACAAAUCACUCUACAGUCAAUGACUCUUUGGACUAAUCAUGGUUCUGGUUUUUCAGGUGCUGUGACUGGUUGUGAAUUUUAUUCAGACCUCUUCAUAACUACACCAAAGAAGAUGGAAGCGCUGAGUGGAUCUUGUUUGCAAAUCCCGUGUAACUUUAGUGCUAGACGAGAGCAUGACUUUGACAGGGGAGAAAACUUUGGGGUGUGGAUUAAAAUGUACCCCUAUUUCGGCAAAAGACCAGAAAAUGUGGUUUUCAACAGUAGCGGGUCAGUUCUAAUAUAUCCGAUGAACAUCACGGGAAACCUCAGCCAGAAGCAGUGCACCACUUUAUUCUCUCAUAUGAACUCAACACAUACAGACAGAUACUUCUUCAGAAUCGACGGCAGCUCAUUCAGGACAACAGCUGUUUGCGAUCCUCUUCAAAUCACAGUUAUAGGUAUAAAUUUUAAAUUCACUCUAUCUUGUUUUUGUUUUUCUUUUUGCCCUAUUUUCACAAUGACUGUCACUUUGAUUCAAAACUGAUCUUGACUUUGUUUUGAUUCACAGAUUCUCCCCCGAACCCCACAAUAGAAAUCUCAGAAAAUCAGACGGAGGCGGAGUCUGUCACUGUAACCUGCUCAGCUUUCACCCCCUGUCCACACCUCCCUCCUAAACUCACCUGGAAUCUCCUGAAAGACUCUCACAACAGCAUGGUGAAGAACGCUGACGGCACCUUUACAACUCACAUCCAGGAGAACAUCACUCUGAUGGACAAACAUGAUGGAUUCAACAUCACCUGUUCAGCCACAUAUCCUGUAAAUGGAGGAACAGAUUUCAAGACAGCAGAGGAGACGAGGACUCUCAGAGUUUCAUGUAAGACCCACUUCCAUUUGGUUGAUAUGAGGAAAAAACUCCCAUAGUUUUCCACACUCAAAGAUCUCUCCAUCUGUCAAAUCUUCUAGACUCCCCCAGGAACACCUCAGUCAUCGUCUCUCCCUCUGAUCCAGUGUCAGAUGGCAGCAUGGUCAACCUGACUUGCUCUUGCAGAACAAACCCUCUAUCUGUCCACUUUCUUUGGUUCAUGAUCAGCAAUGGCAGACUGGAACCACUCCAAGUGGAUGCACAUGUUUAUGUCCUCAAGGUGACCGACAGAGAUCGGGGAAGGUUGUUCUUCUGUGGAUGUAGAAAUGAUCUCGGCAUUCAGAUGUCAACAGGAGUCCAGCUGACAUUUGAAGGUGAGCGAAAAUGACAGUUUCUGAUGUUUCAAAGUCUGAAUAUCUCAGUCUGAAUACCGUGCUGCCGUGUUACAGGUGAUCAGCUGUCUGAACCUGUCAGUGCUGCAGCUGUUUUGAAGAUUGUGGGAAUCGUGUUGCUCGUCAGUGCCCUGAUCAUCUUUGAGUGGUGAGAGGAGUGCUGGUCUAAUUAAAAUGUGGUUGAGUGAGAAAAAUGUUUGAGACUUUUAUUAUCAUGCAGCAUGACAACAACAAAGCUCUCAUCUAUUUUCUCUCAGUUGGUUUCGCUCAAGAGGCUCGAUCAAACCCGGAGGAGAGAUAAAGGUACUGUAUGUGAUUUCUGCCUGGUUUAAAGUCAGCCUCUUUACUGACCCCACUUUCUUUUGAUUCAUUUCUACAGAACUCAGUGGAAGCAGUCUAUGUCAACACGGUGGCUGAGGGAGCAUUGUCACGGGCACAAGCUGCAUCAGCAAAACCAGUCUGACAAAUGUAGAUAAAAAUAACAUCUCUUAGAUAUAAUGUACUGUAAAUGUGAAUAAAAAAGGCAGGUCAUGUGUCCCUGAAUAGCUCUUUAUAGCCAACAUGGCAUCCACUUCCUAUUACAGCUACUUUAAUGACCCCGGAUUAGACCCUCCUCAGAGUCAGUAGCUGAGCCAGUCUACUAAUUUUUUUGUCUGUGAUGUUUUUUAUCUUUAAAUAUUUCUUCUAGUUUGUUUGUGUGUGUGCUACAUUUUUAUUUUUGUGUUUUUUCUUACAAGCUGAUAAAAAAAUGAACAAUUUUCUUGCUGUUGUGAAAACCACAAAUAUAAUGUUACAAAGUAAAGUGUGCAAAGAUAAAGCCUGGAUCAGCUUCUGAGAUGUUUCUUCAUAGUUUCCAUAAGUUUACACUUCAGUGCUGAUGCUGCUGUCAGUUUUGCUAAUGCUUCUCUAAUGAAUAAAGUGAUUAAAGUCUGGCCUUCUUCUCAUCUAGAGAGUUCAUAUUAUCACAUUAUUAUCACAUUUUUAUAGCAUAUUGCUUUUCAUAAUUCAAUGUCAAACUUUAAAUGCCACUGUGAAGGUCCCCUCAGUGUUUCAGUGUCAGUAGAAACAAUCAGAAAACUUUCUGAUACGACUAAAGUUUGGCGCCCAGUCACUCAUCUAUUACACAGUGGGCUGGGUUUAAUUUUGAUCUGAGCCUUUUACUGGUUUCACCUCCCUCUCUCUCUGCUCAUCUAAACUGCUUAUAAAAACUGUCACUUCCCCGUAAAAUUGCCAAAUGUUUAUCAAAAGGCAGGAUAAAACAAAGGUGACUUCCUCAUUCGUGGGAUGCCUGACUGAAGACUUUGUGUAAUUCAGUGGCACCACAGGAAGAUAACCGGUCAGUCUUGGUUCUGCUUUAGUUUACUUACAGGCUGAUUUAAAAGUAUUUUUUCUUGGAUCAAGCGUCCUGCAGCUUGUUUGGUAAGUUCAACAGUUUAUGAAGAAUACCAGAAAAAAAAACAACUAGAGACAGCCUGUUUUUUAAAUCCAGGUGAUGAGUCUGAUUGCAGUUUGGUCAGUGAAAGUGGCGACAGCCAACAUGUUGAUGCUUCUUCUCUUUGUGUCAGGUGAGCUGUUCUUUCAGUCACUUCACUCUGAAGCUUUUCAUUUAUUUUAUUGUGCUGUGCUUUUAUUUUGAAACACUUAAUGUCACUCAUGAGUGUGGUUUGCAGGUGUUUUGACCGACUGUCCGUACCGACAUGCACACCUCUUCAUCAACUCACCGCAGAGGAUGGAAGGACUGGUUGGAUCUUGUUUGCAAAUCCCAUGUGACUUUACAACAAGUGGAUAUUUAAAGUUUGACAACAAAAAAGAAGUAUUUGGUUUGUGGUACAAAGAAGAACAAGAGACCACUAGACCAAGAAAUGUUGUUUUUAGCAGUAAAAACACAGUUCAGAGAUAUCUGAUCAGUAUAAUUGGAGACCUGUCAGAGAAAAACUGCACCACUCUGUUCUCCAGUUUAACCAAUUUAACGGCAUUAUUUCCUGGAGUGUACUACUUCAGAGUAGAGAACUGGCAGUACAAGGCAAUAGCCUUUUGUGAUCCUCUUCAUAUAACAGUAACAGGUAAGAUAACUUUGUUUUCUUUCACUCAGGCUCUAAUAUUAUCACUGUGAAGAAAAAUAGUCAAAGCUUUCGUCUGAGCAGCACCUCAUUAUAUUUAACUGUAAGGGCUGAAUGCUUGUUAUUCACUGAUUCUCAUAUAUUCAUACUAAAAAUACUGAACAGUACAACCUUGACAGUAGAUGAACAAAGAGGUGUUGUGUUGUGUUGUGUUGUGUUGUGUUGUGUUGUGUUGUGUUGUGUUGUGUUGUGUUGUGUCAGCUUUUGAGUUCCUCAAAUUUCUGGGUGUGAAAUCUGUUCAAAAAAAAAUCUUGAUCCAUAGAUUCUCCUCAGAGUCCCACAAUAAACAUCCCAGGCAAUCUGACAGAGGCGGAGUCUGUCACUGUAACCUGCUCAGCUCUUACUCCAUGUCCACACCUCCCUCCUAAACUCACCUGGAAUCUCCUGAAAGACUCUCACAACAGCAUGGUGAAGAACGCUGACGGCACCUUUACAACUCACAUCCAGGAGAUCAUCACUUUGACGGACAAACAUGAUGGAUUCAACAUCACCUGUUCAGCCACAUAUCCUGUAAAUGGAGGAACAGAUUUCAAGACAGCAGAGGAGACCAGGACCCUCAGUGUUUCAUGUAAGACCCACUUCCAUUUGGUUGAUAUGAGGAAAAAACUCCCAUAGUUUUCCACACUCAAAGAUCUCUCCAUCUGUCAAAUCUUCCAGACUCCCCCAGGAACACCUCAGUCAUCGUCUCUCCCUCUGAUCCAGUGUCAGAUGGCAGCACGGUCAACCUGACUUGCUCUUGCAGAAGAAACCCUCCAGUUGUCCACUUUCUUUGGUUCAUGAUCAGCAAUGGCAGACUGGAACUACUCCAAGUGGAUGCACAUGUUUAUGUCCUCAAGGUGACCGACAGAGAUCGGGGAAGGUUGUUCUUCUGUGGAUGUAGAAAUGAUCUCGGCAUUCAGAUGUCAACAGGAGUCCAGCUGGUAUUUGAAGGUGAGAAAAUGACAGUUUCUGAUGUUUCAAAGUCUGAAUAUCUAAGUCUGAAUACCGUGCUGCCGUGUUACAGGUGAUCAGCUGUCUGAACCUGUCAGUGCUGCAGCUGUUUUGAAGAUUGUGGGAAUCGUGUUGCUCGUCAGUGCCCUGAUCAUCUUUGAGUGGUGAGAGGAGCGCUGGUCUAAUUAAAAUGUGGUUGAGUGAGAAAAAUGUUUGAGACUUUUAUUAUCAUGCAGCAUGACAACAACAAAGCUCUCAUCUAUUUUCUUUCAGUUGGUUUCGCUCAAGAGGCUCGAUCAAACCCAGAGGAGAGAUAAAGGUACUGUAUGUGAUUUCUGCCUGGUUUAAAGUCAGCCUCUUUACUGACCCCACUUUCUUUUGAUUCAUUUCUACAGAACUCAGUGGAAGCAGUCUAUGUCAACACGGUGGCUGAGAGAGCAUUGUCACGGGCACAAGCUGCAUCAGCAAAACCAGUCUGACAAAUGUAGAUAAAAAUAACAUCUCUUAGAUAUAAUGUACUGUAAAUGUGAAUAAAAAAGGCAGGUCAUGUGUCCCUGAACAGCUUUUUAUAGCCAACAUGGCAUCCACUUCCUAUUACAGCUACUUUAAUGACCCCGGAUUAGACCCUCCUCAGAGUCAGUAGCUGAGCCAGUCUACUUAUAUUUUUGUCUGUGAUGUUUUUUAUCUUUAAAUAUUUCUUCUAGUUUGUUUGUGUGUGUGCUACAUUUUUAUUUUUGUGUUUUUUCUUACAAGCUGAUAAAAAAUGAACAAUGUUCUUGCUGUUGUGAAAACCACAAAUAUAAUGUUACAAAGUAAAGUGUGCAAAGAUCAAGCCUGGAUCAGCUUCUGAGAUGUUUCUUCAUAGAUACCAUAAGUUUACACUUCAGUGCUGAUGCUGCUGUGAGUUUUGCUAAUGCUUCUCUAAUGAAUAAAGUGAUUAAAGUCUGGCCUUCUUCUCAUCUAGAGAGUUCAUAUUAUCACAUUAUUAUCACAUUUUUAUAGCAUAUCGCUUUUCAUAAUUCAAUGUCACACUUUAAAUGCCACUGUGAAGGUCCCCUCGGUGUUUCAGUGUCAGUAGAAACAAUCAGAAAACUUUCUGAUACGACUAAAGUUUGGAGCCCAGUCACUCAUCUAUUACACAGUGGACUGGGUUUAAUUUUGAUCUGAGCCUUUUACUGGUUUCACCUCCCUCUCUCUCUGCUCGUCUAAACUGCUUAUAAAAACUGUCACUUCCCCAAAAAAUCGCCAAAUGUUAAUCAAAAGGCAGGAUAAAACAAAGGUGACUUCCUUGUUCGCAGGUUACAAGCACACAGGCUGGAGACUUUGUGUAAUUCAGUAGCACCACAGGAAGAUAACCGGUCAGUCUUGGUUCUGCUUUAGUUUACUUACAGGCUGAUUUAAAAGUAUUUUUUCUUGGAUCAAGCGUCCUGCAGUUUGUUUGGAAAGUUCAACAGUUUAUGAGGAAUACCAGAAAAAAACACAACUAGAGACAGCCUGUUUUUUAAAUCCAGGUGAUGAGUCUGAUUGCAGUUUGGUCAGUGAAAGUGGCGACAGCCAACAUGUUGAUGCUUCUUCUCUUUGUGUCAGGUGAGCUUUUCUUUCAGUCACUUCAUUCUGAAGCUUUUCAUUUAUUUUAUUGUGCUGUGCUUUUAUUUUGAAACACUUAAUGUCACUCAUGAGUGUGGUUUGCAGGUGUUUUGACUGACUGUCAGUACCAAGAUACACACCUCUUCAUCAACUCACCGCAGAGGAUGGAAGGACUGGUUGGAUCUUGUUUGCAAAUCCCAUGUGACUUUACAACAAGUGGAACUGCUAAGUUUGACAACAGAAACGUAGUAUUUGGUUUGUGGUACAAAGAAGCACGAGAGACCACUAUAACAAGUAAUGUUGUUUUUAGUAGUAAAAACAAAGUUCAGAAAUAUCCGAUCAGUAUAAUUGGAGACCUGUCAGAGAAAAACUGCACCACUCUGUUCUCCAAUUUAACCAAUUUAACCAAUUUAACAGCAUUAUUUCCUGGAGUGUACUACUUCAGAAUCGAGAACUGGCCGUACAGGGCAACAGCCAUAUGUGAUCCUCUUCAUAUAACAGUAACAGGUAAGAUAACUUUGUUUUCUUUCACUCAGGCUCUAAUAUUAUCACUGUGAAGAAAAACAGUUAAAGCUUUGGUCUGAGCAGCACCUCAUUAUGUUUAACUGUAAGGGCUGAAUGCUUGUUAUUCACUGAUUCUCAUAUAUUCAUACAACAAAUACUGAACAGUACAACCUUAACAGUAGAUGAACAAAGAGGUGUUGUGUUGUGUCAGCUUUUGAGUUCCUCAAAUUUCUGGGUGUGAAAUCUGUUAAAAAAAAAAUCUUGAUCCACAGAUUCUCCUCCGAGUCCCACAAUAAACAUCCCAGGCAAUCUGACAGAGGCGGAGUCUGUCACUGUAACCUGCUCAGCUCUUACGCCAUGUCCAGACCUCCCUCCUAAACUCACCUGGAAUCUCCUGAAAGACUCUCGCAACAGCAUGGUGAAGAACGCUGACGGCACCUUUACAACUCACAUCCAGGAGAUCAUCACUCUGACGGACAAACAUGAUGGAUUCAACAUCACCUGUUCAGCCACAUAUCCUGUAAAUGGAGGAACAGAUUUCAAGACAGCAGAUGAGACGAGGACCCUCAGUGUUUCAUGUAAGACCCACUUCCAUUUGGUUGAUAUAAGAGGAAAAAACUCUCAUUGUUUUCCACACUCAAAGAUCUCUCCAUCUGUCAAAUCUUCCAGACUCUCCCUCUGUCAUCGUCUCUCCCUCUGAUCCAGUGUCAGAUGGCAGCACAGUCAACCUGACUUGCUCUUGCAGAAGAAACCCUCCAGCGGUCCACUUUCUUUGGUUCAUGAUCAGCAAUGGCAGACUGGAACCACUCCAAGUGGAUGCACAUGUUUAUGUCCUCAAGGUGACCGACAGAGAUCGGGGAAGGUUGUUCUUCUGUGGAUGUAGAAAUGAUCUCAGCAUUCAGAUGUCAACAGGAGUCCAGCUGACAUUUGAAGGUGAGAGAAAAUGACAGUUUCUGAUGUUUCAAAGUCUGAAUAUCUAAGUCUGAAUACCGUGCUGCCGUGUUACAGGUGAUCAGCUGUCUGAACCUGUCAGUGCUGCAGCUGUUUUGAAGAUUGUGGGAAUCGUGUUGCUCGUCAGUGCCCUGAUCAUCUUUGAGUGGUGAGAGGAGUGCUGGUCUAAUUAAAAUGUGGUUGAGUGAGAAAAAUGUUUGAGACUUUUAUUAUCAUGCAGCAUGACAACAACAAAGCUCUCAUCUAUUUUCUUUCAGUUGGUUUCGCUCAAGAGGCUCGAUCAAACCCAGAGGAGAGAUAAAGGUACUGUAUGUGAUUUCUGCCUGGUUUAAAGUCAGCCUCUUUACUGACCCCACUUUCUUUUGAUUCAUUUCUACAGAACUCAGUGGAAGCAGUCUAUGUCAACACGGUGGCUGAGGGAGCAUUGUCACGGGCACAAGCUGCAUCAGCAAAACCAGUCUGACAAAUGCAGAUAAAAAUAACAUCUCUAAGAUAUAAUGUACUGUAAAUGUGAAUAAAAAAGGCAGGUCAUGUGUCCCUUAACAGCUUUUUAUAGCCAACAUGGCAUCCACUUCUUAUUACAGCUACUUUAAUGACCCCGGAUUAGACCCUCCUCAGAGUCAGUAGCUGAGCCAGUCUACUUAUAUUUUUGUCUGUGAUGUUUUUUAUCUUUAAAUAUUUCUUCUAGUUUGUUUGUGUGUGUGCUACAUUUUUAUUUUUGUGUUUUUUCUUACAAGCUGAUAAAAAAAUGAAAAUUUUUCUUGCUGUUGUGAAAACCACAAAUAUAAUGUUACAAAGUAAAGUGUGCAAAGAUAAAGCCUGGAUCAGCUUCUGAGAUGUUUCUUCAUAGUUUCCAUAAGUUUACACUUCAGUGCUGAUGCUGAUGUCAGUUUUGCUAAUGCUUCUCUAAUGAAUAAAGUGAUUAAAGUCUGGCCUUCUUCUCAUCUAGAGAGUUCAUAUUAUCACAUUAUUAUCACAUUUUUAUAGCAUAUUGCUUUUCAUAAUUCAAUGUCAAACUUUAAAUGCCACUGUGAAGGUCCCCUCAGUGUUUCAGUGUCAGUAGAAACAAUCAGAAAACUUUCUGAUACGACUAAAGUUUGGAGCCCAGUCACUCAUCUAUUACACAGUGGACUGGGUUUAAUUUUGAUCUGAGCCUUUUACUGGUUUCACCUCCCUCUCUCUCUGCUCGUCUAAACUGCUUAUAAAAACUGUCACUUCCCCAAAAAAUUGGCCAAAUGUUCAUCAAAAGGCAGGAUAUAACAAAGGUGACUUCCUUUUUCGCAGGGUACAAGCACACAGGCUGGAGACUUUGUGUAAUUCAGUGGCACCACAGGAAGAUAACCGGUCAGUCUUGGUUCUGCUUUAGUUUACUUACAGGCUGAUUUAAAAGUCUUUUUUUUCUUGGAUCAAGCGUCCUGCGGCUUGUUUGGUAAGUUCAACAGUUUAUGAGGAAUACCAGAAAAAAACACAACUAGAGACAGCCUGUUUUUUAAAUCCAGGUGAUGAGUCUGAUUGCAGUUUGGUCAGUGAAAGUGGCGACAGCCAACAUGUUGAUGCUUCUUCUCUUUGUGUCAGGUGAGCUGUUUGUUCAGUCACUUCACUCUGAAGCUUUUCAUUUAUUUUAUUGUGCUGUGCUUUUAUUUUGAAACACUUAAUGUCACUCAUGAGUGUGGUUUGCAGGUGUUUUGACCGACUGUCAGUACCAAGAUACACACCUCUUCACCAACUCACCGCAGAGGAUGGAAGGACUGGUUGGAUCUUGUUUGCAAAUCCCAUGUGACUUUACAACAAGUGGAACUGCUGAGUUUGACAACAGAAAAGAAGUUUUUGGUUUGUGGUUCAAAGAAGAACGAGAGACCACUAGACCAAGAAAUGUUGUUUUUAGCAGUAAAAACACAGUUCAGAGAUAUCCGAUCAGUAUAAUUGGAGACCUGUCAGAGAAAAACUGCACCACUCUGUUCUCCAGUUUAACCAAUUUAACAGCAUUAUUUCCUGGAGUGUACUACUUCAGAAUCGAGAACUGGCCGUACAGGGCAACAGCCUUUUGUGAUCCUCUUCAUAUGACAGUAACAGGUAAGAUAACUUUGUUUUCUUUCACUCAGGCUCUAAAAUUAUCACUGUGAAGAAAAACAGUUAAAGCUUUGGUCUGAGCAGCACCUCAUUAUAUUCAUACAACAAAUACUGAACAGUACAACCUUAACAGUAGAUGAACAAAGAGGUGUUGUGUUGUGUCAGCUUUUGAGUUCCUCAAAUUUCUGGGUGUGAAAUCUGUUGAAAAAAAAAAUCUUGAUCCACAGAUUCUCCUCAGAGUCCCACAAUAAACAUCCAAGGCAAUCUGACAGAGGCGGAGUCUGUCACUGUAACCUGCUCAGCUCUUACUCCAUGUCCGCAACUCCCUCCUAAACUCACCUGGAAUCUCCUGAAAGACUCUCACAACAGCAUGGUGAAGAACGCUGACGGCACCUUUACAACUCACAUCCAGGAAAACAUCACUCUGACGGACAAACAUGAUGGAUUCAACAUCACCUGUUCAGUCGCAUAUCCUGUAAAUGGAGGAACAGAUUUCAAGACAGCAGAGGAGACCAGGACCCUCAGUGUUUCAUGUAAGACCCACUUCCAUUUGGUUGAUGUUAGAGGAAAAAACUCUCAUUGUUUUCCACACUCAAAGAUCUCUCCAUCUGUCAAAUCUUCCAGACUCCCCCAGGAACACCUCAGUCAUCGUCUCUCCCUCUGAUCCAGUGUCAGAUGGCAGCACAGUCAACCUGACUUGCUCUUGCAGAAGAAACCCUCCAGCUGUCCACUUUCUUUGGUUCAUGAUCAGCAAUGGCAGACUGGAACCACUCCAAGUGGAUGCACAGGUUUAUGUCCUCAAGGUGACCGACAGAGAUCGGGGAAGGUUGUUCUUCUGUGGAUGUAGAAAUGAUCUCGGCAUUCAGAUGUCAACAGGAGUCCAGCUGGUAUUUGAAGGUGAGAGAAAAUGACAGUUUCUGAUGUUUCAAAGUCUGAAUAUCUAAGUCUGAAUACCGUGCUGCCGUGUUACAGGUGAUCAGCUGUCUGAACCUGUCAGUGCUGCAGCUGUUUUGAAGAUUGUGGGAAUCGUGUUGCUCAUCAGUGCCCUGAUCAUCUUUGAGUGGUGAGAGGAGCGCUGGUCUAAUUAAAAUGUGGUUGAGUUAGAAAAAUGUUUGAGACUUUUAUUAUCAUGCAGCAUGACAACAACAAAGCUCUCAUCUAUUUUCUUUCAGUUGGUUUCGCUCAAGAGGCUCGAUCAAACCCAGAGGAGAGAUAAAGGUACUGCAUGUGAUUUCUGCCUGGUUUAAAGUCAGCCUCUUUACUGACCCCACUUUCUUUUGAUUCAUUUCUACAGAACUCAGUGGAAGCAGUCUAUGUCAACACGGUGGCUGAGAGAGCAUUGUCACGGGCACAAGCUGCAUCAGCAAAACCAGUCUGACAAAUGCAGAUUAAAAUAACAUCUCUUAGAUAUAAUGUACUGUAAAUGUGAAUAAAAAAGGCAGGUCAUGUGUCCCUGAACAGCUCUUUAUAGCCAACAUGGCAUCCACUUCCUAUUACAGCUACUUUAAUGACCCCGGAUUAGACCCUCCUCAGAGUCAGUAGCUGAGCCAGUCUACUUAUAUUUUUGUCUGUGAUGUUUUUUAUCUUUAAAUAUUUCUUCUAGUUUGUUUGUGUGUGUGCUACAUUUUUAUUUUUGUGUUUUUUCUUACAAGCUGAUAAAAAAAUGAACAUUUUUCUUGCUGUUGUGAAAACCACAAAUAUAAUGUUACAAAGUAAAGUGUUCAAAGAUAAAGCCUGGAUCAGCUUCUGAGAUGUUUCUUCAUAGUUUCCAUAAGUUUACACUUCAGUGCUGAUGCUGCUGUCAGUUUUGCUAAUGCUUGUCUAGUGAAUAAAGUGAUUAAAGUCUGGCCUUCUUCUCAUCUAGAGAGUUCAUAUUAUCACAUUAUUAUCACAUUUUUAUAGCAUAUUGCUUUUCAUAAUUCAAUGUCACACUUUAAAUGCCACUGUGAAGGUCCCCUCGGUGUUUCAGUGUCAGUAGAAACAAUCAGAAAACUUUCUGAUACGACUAAAGUUUGGAGCCCAGUCACUCAUUUAUUACACAGUGGGCUGGGUUUAAUUUUGAUCUGAGCCUUUUACUGGUUUCACCUCCCUCUCUCUCUGCUCGUCUAAACUGCCUUUAAAAACUGUCACUUCCCCAAAAAACUGUCCGUACAGGGCAACAGCCAUAUGUGAUCUUCUUCAUAUAACAGUAACAGGUAAGAUAACUUUGUUUUUUUUUCACUCAGGCUCUAAUAUUAUCACUGUGAAGAAAAACAGUUAAAGCUUUGGUCUGAGCAGCACCUCAUUAUAUUUAACUGUUAGGGCUGAAUGCUUGUUAUUCACUGAUUCUCAUAUAUUCAUACUAAAAAUACUGAACAGUACAACCUUAACAGUAGAUGAACAAAGAGGUGUUGUGUUGUGUUGUGUUGUGUUGUGUUGUGUUGUGUUGUGUUGUGUUGUGUUGUGUUGUGUUGUGUUGUGUCAGCUUUUGCACUGACCUCUUAAUUUCAGUCCAGUUGUUACUUGAAGGUGAGAAAAAAAUGACAGUUUCUGAUGUUGGCGAGAGCUGAGGGUUACCAUGUUCACCACAGGGGGGCGCCAAAAUCAGCAGAGAAAAACUUUGUCACAGGAGCCAGCAACAACUAUCAUCUUGUAGAGCAGCCUAAAUGAGUGCAAGAUGCAAAAACAGUCCAUCUUCAGCUCAACGUCUCACUUUAAAUUUAAAAAGGAGUAUAAACAAAUUACUUGGUCGACCUGGGAGGCUUUUAUUGGAGAACUUAAAAAGUUAAGAUGUGCAUCAGGAGGUUUUUUUUAUACACAUGAAGUUCAAACAUAAGUGACAUCCCUCUUUUUAGAGAUUAGAAACCAAAUCAUGUCAAGCUAGGUAUUGUGAUUUUUUCCAACAACCUGCAUGCAAACCUCAUUUGAUAGCCACAUUAAGGACAAUAAAAAACAAAAUUAAAGAAGCAUGCUGUAAAAUAUUUACAGAGAAAACUCACUGAAUGUGGUGAUCGGUUAGAUUUUAAAAAAGCAUUAUAAUUUAGAUCUUAUGUUGAACAAACAAAUUUAAUAAAUAACAGUGCAAUGUAAAAAAUCUAACUGAUUCAAAAACACUCCUGCGUUCUGUUGUGUAUUUGUUAGUGAGUGUAAUGCUGUAUGAAUUAGUAACUGGCAGACUUACAGAUAGGCUUAGUCUUGCAACAGAGGAAGCCAGCGUGCCUUGAAAUGAGAAUUUUGCAUAAGAUACAAAAAGGAAGUCAAAUGCCAUGUCUUCUGCUUUAGAAGUAAUUACUGCCUUUUUUAGUAUUUCCCCCAUCAUCUGUAUAAAGCUGAAAGGACUCUCUCUGGCCUCUGCUAAUCUGGUGAGUCUUUUUCUUCUUUUGCUUUGCUUGUUGCCCGAAAUUGUUUUACUCUGAUAUAUAUAUAUAUAUAUAUAUAUAUAUAUAUAUAUAUAUAUAUAUAUAUAUAUAUAUGAACAAGAACUUGAUCUAAACUUUGAAGGGGGACAUUGUUCAGCAACUUCCUACAGCUCAACCAGGACAAACCUGAGGUCAUAAUUAGGCUAAGUCUUGCAACAGAGGAAGCCAGCAUGCUUUAAAAUUUUAAUUUUGCAAAGAUACAAAAAGGAAGUCAGAUGCCAUAUCUUCUGCUUUAGAAGUAAUUACUGCCUUUUUUAGUAUUUCCCCCCAUCAUCUGUAGAAAGCUGAAAGGACUCUUUCUGGCCUCUGCUAAUCUGGUGAGGCUUUUACUUAUUUUGCUUUGCUUGUUGCCCAAAAUUGUUUUACUCUGAUAUAUAUAUAUAUAUAUAUAUAUAUAUAUAUAUAUAUAUAUAUAUAUAUAUAUAUAUAUAUGAACAAGAACUUGAUCUAAACUUUGAAGGGGAAUACUGAUCAGCAAAACUCAUAAAGAGGUAGCCGUAGCUGUAUUUUGCUCUAGAAACUGCAGGAACUUAUGGGUUAUAACAGAAGGGGGCAGAGACUUCUAGAAUGAUGUGUGUUAUUGUUCUGAUUACACCAAAUAUAUCCUUAAUAUUGAAUUCUUAUUCUUCUAAUAUAACACUGAACAUAAUCUAGACCAGUUCCUUUUGAUUGGUGUCUUGAGAAAACUAUUUUCAUGAAUUGCAAUAAGCAAAUACAAAUUGGUUUACAACCAGUUUUGGGCUACUGUAAGCUGCCCUGUGUAGAUUUAGGAGAUACAUGAUACGUGUUGCUGGUGUAAAUAAGUUAUAUGAGCUAUUAAUGCCUAAAGAUUCAUAGCAUUAAAUGUGGUGUACCCCAAGGCUCAAUUUUAGGCCCCAUACUAUUUAAUAUAUGUAUGCUCCCACUGGGAGAUGUCAUCAGGAGGCAUGGUAUCACUUUUCACAGCUAUGCUGAUGAUACACAGCUCUACAUAUCCAUGUCUCCCGAUGACACAGGGCCAAUUGAUGCCCUUUUUAGCUGUAUCCAAGACAUUAAAUCCUGGAUGGCAGAAAACCUCCUACAGCUCAACCAGGAAAAAACUUCUUAAUUAUCGAUCCUAAGGCUAAGGGAGAGAAACUUUUAUCAAAACUGAAAACCCUGUCAUUAAUUCCAUCAAAUCAAGUAAAGAAUCUGGGCGUCAUCUUUGACUCUGAGCUGACUUUUAUUCCUCAUAUUAAAAAUAUAACAAAAACAGGGUUUUAUCAUUUAAAGAAUAUAGCCAGAGUCCGCCCCUUUCUCUCCCGGGCUAACACAGAGACGCUAAUGCAUGCUUUUAUCUCCAGUCGUCUUGACUAUUGUAACGCCCUGCUUUCUGGUCUUCCAAAAAGAAACAUUUAAAGUCUCCAACUGUUACAAAACUCAGCAGCAGGUGUGCUGACAAGGACCAGAAGGCGGGCACACAUUACACCGGUUUUAAAAUCACUGCAUUAGCUCCCUGUGUGCUUUAGGAUUGAUUUUAAGGUCCUUUUAAUGGUUUUUAAAUUUCUUUGGGGUCUUGGACCUUCCUAUCUUUCAGAAUUGCUUUUACAAUAUGAACCCUCAUGGACCCUGAGAUCCUCUGGCACUGGCCUUUUAAUAGUCCCCAAAGUGAGAACACGAACUUACGGUGAGGAAUCUUUUCAGCACUAUGGCCCCUGUCUUUGGAAUAGUCUGCCGGAGGACCUUAGGGCCGCAGAGAAUGUUCCUAUUUUUAAAAGCAGGCUCAAGACCCACCUAUUUAAUUUGGCUUUUAACUAAUGUCUUACUUUUUAUCAAUAUUUUUAUCCUAUUUUUAUCUUAUCUUAGUUCAUUUAUAUAUUUUAGUCCUCAUUUUACAUUAUGUUUAUUCUAUUUAUUUACUUAUUUUUAAACAGUAUUUUAGCUAUUUAUCAGUAUUUUUUAACUUUAUCUAGUUUGAUGUUUUUAGAUGAUUUAGUUCAUGUUUCUGUUGCCUCUCUCCAGUGUUUACUCAGUAGGGGGGCCACCUGCACUCGAGGCUGUGACUGGCUCUGUCUAGGGUUUCUCUGCCUCGUGGUGUGCGCUCAGCUCGGCCAGGUGGUGGUCUGCAGCAGUGCUUGCUGCUGUGGGCCCCUUACUGGCCUGUCAUGAGGUGCGAACCCGGGUGGAGGUGUCCCAGCAGCAGCCUCCAGCGUAGUCGGCCUCCUAACGUUUCCUGACCUGGCUCCUCUGUACUCACACGCUUUUAAGAUUGCGUUAUGUGUAUGUGUGUGUGUGUGUGUGUGUGUGUGUGUGUGUGUGUGUGUGUGUGUGUGUGUGUGUGUGUGUGUGUGAAUGUGUGUGUGUGUGUGUGUGUGUGUGUGUGUGUGUGCACUGAAAAGUCCUGAAAAGUGCUUUAUAAAUAAAGUUUGAUUUGAUUUGAUUUAUAUACCUGCAUUAUGAUGUGUACAAUUCAGGUGAUUCAGGUCCAAUCUCUGAGGAUGUUGACCACCAACUUGAUACUGAGUAUCUUCUUUCUUACAGGUGAGUUCUGAGUUCAGUCUAUGACACAUCACUCUAUGAUCAAUGACACUUUGAACUAAUCAUGGUUCUGGUUUUUCAGGUGCUGUGACUGGUUGUGGUUUAAAAUCAGACCUCUUCAUAACUACACCAAAGAAUAUGGAAGCGCUGAGUGGAUCUUGUUUGCAAAUCCCGUGUAACUUUCGUGCUAAACAAGAGCAUGACUUUGACAGGGGAAAAAACUUUGGGGUGUGGAUCAAAACCGACCCCUUUUUUGGCGAAAGACCAGAAAAUGUGGUUUUCAACAGUAGUGGGACAGUCCAAACCUAUCCGAUGAACAUCACCGGAAACCUCAGCCAGAAACAGUGCACCACUUUAUUCUCUCGUAUGAACUCAAUACAUACAGACAGAUACUACUUCAGAAUCCACAGCAGCUCAUUGUUGGCAACGGCUUUUUGUGAUCCUCUUCAAAUAAGAGUUAUAGGUAAGAGACUUCAUCUUAAACAUGUAUUGACAGAGCUGUUUAAAAAACUUAUGUUCAUCAAAUGAUGACUGUCUGUACUUUAAAUGACAGACACCCCUCCACCACCGAGCAUGGAGAUCCAAGGUAAUUUACAGGAAGAGGAAUCUGUCACUGUAAUCUGCUCAGCUUUCACCCCCUGUCCACAAUCCCCUCCCAAACUCACCCUGAGUCUCCUCCAAGACUCUUACAAUACCGGGAGAAACACGGUGAAAAACGCUGAUGGAACCUUUACAGCUCAAAUCUGGACGAGCGUCACUCUGACGGAGAAACAUGAUGGAUACAGCAUCACCUGUUCAGCAGCCUAUCCUGUGAACGAAGGAAAAGAUGUCAAGACAGUGAAUAAGACGAGGACGCUCAGAGUUUCACGUAAGACCAACUUUCAUUUGGUUGAUAUGAGGAAAAAACUCCCAUAGUUUUCCACACUCAAAGAUCUCUCCAUCUGUCAAAUCUUCCAGACUCUCCCUCAGUCAUCGUCUUUCCCUCUGAUCCAGUGUCAGAUGGCAGCAUGGUCAACCUGACUUGCUCUUGCAGAACAAACCCUCCAGUUGUCCACUUUCUUUGGUUCAUGUUCAGCAAUGGCAGACUGGAACUACUCCAAGUGGAUGCACAGGUUUAUGUCCUCGAGGUGACCGACAGAGAUCGGGGAAGGUUGUUCUUCUGUGGAUGUAGAAAUGAUCUCGGCAUUCAGAUGUCAACAGGAGUCCAGCUGACAUUUGAAGGUGAGAGAAAAUGACAGUUUCUGAUGUUUCAAAGUCUGAAUAUCUAAGUCUGAAUACCGUGCUGCUGUGUUACAGGUGAUCAGCUGUCUGAACCUGUCAGUGCUGCAGCUGUUUUGAAGAUUGUGGGAAUCGUGUUGCUCGUCAGUGCCCUGAUCAUCUUUGAGUGGUGAGAGGAGUGCUGGUCUAAUUAAAAUGUGGUUGAGUGAGAAAAAUGUUUGAGACUUUUAUUAUCAUGCAGCAUGACAACAACAAAGCUCUCAUCUAUUUUCUUUCAGUUGGUUUCGCUCAAGAGGCUCGAUCAAACCCAGAGGAGAGAUAAAGGUACUGCAUGUGAUUUCUGCCUGGUUGAGUGUUUGGAGUAUGUCAGUAUAUAUCCAGUGUGUUCAUGUUAAAGGACCAGUGCAUGGAAGUGUGGAAACAGCAGACUGUAAUGCAAAGCAGCACAAUACAGCUGUCUUUUUUCAUGUAUAGUAACAUAUCACAUUACAGACAGGCAAAGACACAGUAAACAUUAAUAAGCAUUUACAACUGUUAACAGAUGAGAGAAGAGUAAAUAUUAUACUCACACACAGUGAGCUCAGACCUGAUAGAGCUGUGAGAGGUUGAAGUUUGUCAUUGGUGCAACUAUAGAUGCAUAUUAUCCCUUAUAGUUUAAAAUAGAGGACAAAAGAAAAAGUACUCCCUGUGUAAUACAACUUUUGCCCACCUGGGGGCAGCUCUCAGCAAAUGUUCAAAAUAAUUUAUAAAUGUCACUGUGAAAAACAACGACAAAAGUAGACCUCUUUACUGACCCCAUUUUCUUUUUUGAUUCAUGUCUACAGAACUCAGUGGAAGCAGAUUACGUCAACAUGGUGGCUGAGGAGGCAUUGUCACGGACACAAGCUGCAUCAGCAAAACCAGUCUGACAAGUUAAACAUCUCUUAGAUGUACUGUACUCUAUUACUGCUACUUUAAUGACUCUGAUUCUUCUAACUUUAGGUGAUGAAUUAUAACAAUGAUGAGUGUCUUGAGGGGUAUCUUUAUGUUUUAGAGCAAUGAUUAGACCCUCCUCAGAGUUAGUAGCUGAGCAAGUCCACUUAUAUUUUUGCCUUUUUUUUUUUCUUUUAAUCUUAAAUAUUUCUUCUGUUUUUGUUUUUUUUUUGUGUGUGUGCUACAUUUUUAAUUUUGUAUUUUGUCCUUACAAACGUGUAAUGAAUGAAAGAUUUUCUAGCAUAAGUGAGGAACGCUCAGGAUCCUGGUCACCUCUGGACCGGCUGUUAUCAUGUUUGCCUUGUCUUUUCCCCUAAAAUCAGCAUUAAACUUCAACAUUUUCAAAAUUGUUGCACCUGCCUCUUUGUUUUGUUGACAAAUGUAAAUGCCUAUAGCAUGUAUUAUAUUCUCCAAGCUCAAAGUAGAGGGGAUGAGUAAGAAAAAAUCAUCAAAAUCAAAUUUUUGGGAGAUGAAAAUGUUAAACUUGUGGAGAAAUAUGGAAGUCUUUUUUAACAUUUAAUGCAAAAGCGUGUGAAAAUGGGAAUACUCAGCGACAUCUAGCUGCUAGAUUCUUAAUUGAAACACUUGCAGCAGCGGUGGCCUACAAGGACAAUAAGCUCCUCUGAUGCAUGAUAAGUAUGAUCCUCCAUUUUUAAGGAUUUUACCUGCAUAAAUGCCAGUCUCUUGUCAUUUGAUGGCUCCAUUUUGGCCUUCUUCCUUUAAUUCUUUCUCACGUACUUGUACUCCUGUAAUGCUCCACCUAACCUUAUAACAGCUGUGUUUGAUGUAGCUCCAGAGGGGGUGUUCCUAUCAAGCUCUCGGUCAAAACUCCCCAUAGUUUACCUCCCAUCUGUCCGACCAGCUUAUUCUUUAAGGUGGGAGGUCUGCACUCAGAGAUGUAAAGCACAGGGUGUAAAACACUGUCAUCAGGGUUCUAUUGCAAAACACUGCAAGACAUGGCAGCCCUUAAUUUUAUUGUUUUUAGUAUUGAUUUUUUUUUAUUAAAUUAGUCUUUCAUUUUUUUAAUUUUACUAUAAUUACUUAAUAAUUUUUUCCAAUUUUUUAAAAUUGUAUUACCCCUUUGUUAUUAUAUUUUUACUUACUUUUAUCUUACUAUUGUUAUUUAUUAAUUUUAUUAUUUAUUUUAUUUUUCUUUUACUUUACUUUUUAUGUAUUGUUUUUUUAUUUUUAUGUUUUAUGUAUUAUAUAUUGUUUUUUAUUUUUUAUGUGUUAUUUAUUUUGUAUAUUGUCCUCAUUAUUAUUUUUCAUCAAUAUAUUUAUUGAAUUUUAUACAUUUUUAUUGCAAAACAGUGACAAACAAGAGUGCCUUCAGAUACAGACGCUACAAAAAACUCAACAAACUGCCUCUCAGACAAAGUGCCAUAUUCAGGACGAAUGAAUGUUAAAGACUGACAGAAAACAAACAAAUAACUACAAACAUUUCAAAGUUCCCACAGAGGUAAUUUUAAAGAAUCUGUGUCUCUCCCCUUCUUCAAUAUCUGACACAUCUACAUUUUUAACAAAACCAACAAAUGGUCCCCAUAUUUUUGUCAAACAGUUCCUGUUUCCUCUUUGUUAUAAAGGUCACUCUUUCUGAAGUAAGUGUUGCAAUCAUUGGUCAAACCUAGUGUUUGAUAAUUGGUCAAUUCAUAUUUACCCAGAAAAUAGCAAUCGAUCUUCUUGCAAGUAAGAGACACGUGUCUAUUAUCAACCAGUCCAUUUUUAUAAAAACAUGAUGUUUCAGGUAUAAACCCAAAAUAAAAAGCCCUGGAUCCAUAGCAACAGGUUUCAGAAUCAACCUCUUCCCAAAACCUUUUAAUUUGACAGUGUUGCCGAACACAGUGUCCCUUUUUCAUCCAGGUAUAUAUCAUAUUAAUUUACUUUAACUGAUGUGAAAUAUGUUCUCAUUGUCCACUGAAUUGUCUGCUGAAGUAGGGGAGAGUGGGGUAAGUUGAGCCACCCCCUGUUGCUUGAAAAUGGUAAAAGAAAUUGAUCAUGUGACCAAAUAUUUAGGAGAUGGGCAUCAAUUCAUGGAGUCUGUGAAGGUUAGAAGCACAUGGGUGAAGAGGUUAGACAUUUAUUUACAAAAAAAAAAAAAAAAACUUUUUCACGCUUGAAAGUGAAUUUAGUCCCUCUAUGAGCUACAACAUGAGGUCAAAAACCUAACAUCAAACUCCACCAUUUUAACUUAGAGAACUAACAAAGUCAAAAUAGUAGCUCUGGGGUAAGUUGAGCCAGUGAGAAGUCUGAUAAGAGGAUCAGAGUUUCAGUUCAGUUUGUUGAAAUGUUUUACUUUUUCUUUUCAAAAAUACAGCUGUGAAUGUUCUGAAUCACUUAAAGACAUUCUCAUGUUAAAAUGACUUUUUACUAAACAGCUUUUUAGCAGUUAUAUGCAAUAAUAAUUAAAAGAAUUAUUGUACCAGUUGGAUAGUGUAUAAUAGAUAAAAAUGCACAUGAAUGUGAAGAAGUGACUGUUACUUAGGGAGAGAGAAGGUUAGGGAGGGCUGGGUAAGAGGGAUACAGCUCAACUUACCCCACUGGUCAACUUACGAAAUAUGAAAAAAAGACCCAUCUUACCCCACUCUCUCUUAAUCUUUGUCGGGUGUUAAUUGAUAGAGUAUGAACUUUUUCAUAGAUUGUUUUCCAGUCCUCUGCUAUAUAUGUUUCAUCAUUAUCAUUAUUUUUUAAAUGACUUUGUCAAUUUCUAUUUAUUUUGUUUAUGAUUCUACAUUAUCAUUAUUAGCAUUUAUUUCUUCAUUCCUAUCUAUUUAUGUGAUUCAAACAUUUUGUCACAUCGGGCGCCCCUUCCCACAGGAAGUGGUUCUAGCCAGGGUGAUAUUUUAGGACUGAGGAACAUGUGAUUUGCAGCAGCCUUGUGAACAAAAGUCAAAAUGCCCGUUGUAACGCAAUGACUCUUUUUUUUCAGCGAGGUAAGACGGGUUUGUUCUCGUUCUGCUAAAAUUUAUUAACCACUUUACAGGAAUCAGCUCUUAAUCUGACUCCUCUUCUAGACUUUUAUUUUUAGUCAAGAUUUUUUGUUUAUUUUUAGUCUUGCAUCUCAAUGUUGUUAUGAAUGGUUUUCUGUGGCAGGAACUUGAUUUAUUUUAUGUUGUUUUACAGACACUUCAACUUUAGGAAGCUAACAAAACAAAACAAGAGCUAGCAUGACUGAAGCACAAAUCUGUAGACAUGAACCACUUAUUUCUCACAAACUGUGGUGAGCUUUGGUUGUUGAAAGUGCAAGUCAAUGUUUUCUUGUAUUUUCAGUUUGUUGCCUGUGAAAAUGAUGAUAGCCAAGCUGCUUCUGAGUGUCCUCUUUUUUCCCUCUUCAGGUGAAUUAUUUUUAUCUGUCUCUCCAUGACAAUCUAUCUUCACGGUCAUAAUCUGAUAUUUUCCUAACCGUGUUAUUCAUAUGAUAUUACAGGCGCUUCUGCUUCUUGUUCUAAGCAAGCUGACCUUGGAGUCACAGCACCAAAGACGGUGCAAGCACUGAAUGGAUCUUGUUUGCAGAUCCCGUGUAACUUCACCGAAAAAACAUCUCAAAAGUUUGACGGCAUAGGGAAAAUCUCCGGAGUGUGGAUUAAAAAUGAUUCAAGAUUUGCCAUCAAUGCAGAGAAUGUGGUUUUCAACAGCAGCAGGAAAGUUAACAGCUACACCAUGAAUAUCACUGGAAACCUGCGUCAGAAAAACUGCAAUACUCUAUUUUCAAAUGUACUUACAAUUUAUACAAACACAUACUACUUUAGGAUUGAGAGCGUCUCACUCACUGCAACAGCGUCUUGUGAUCCUCUAAGAAUUGAAGUGAAAGGUAAGAGAAUCUUUAAGUCAUUUCAUUUGCUUUUUUUUUUUAAGCUGAAUUUUAACAGUUUUAGCUGCAAAUACAAACACUAGUGGGGGAUAAAUUUCACCGCCAGUAGACAGCAAGAUAAGACUCUUCUCAGAAAGCACUACCCGCACAUUCACAGGAAACGAUCAGCAAAGAUAAAGGAGAUAAGACGCUAAAUUUAUCGACAUUUUGAGAGUCAGUGCUGUUCCAGUCACUCCUUUUAAGGACUCAAUACUUAUGUGUGCAGGUGCAAAUUUACUGAGUCAAAUGUGAUAGAGGCGCUGUUUUCACUUUUAAGUUGUCUUAUGAAACCAAUUCUGUGUCUGUCUCCAAAACACAGAUUCUCCUCCACACCCUGAAAUAAAAAUCUCAGGAGAGCAAAAGGAGGGGGAGUCUGUCACUGUAACCUGCUCAGCUGUCAUCCCCUGUCCACAACACCCUCCUAAACUCACCUGGAGUCUUACAAAAGACUCUCAAAGCAACAUGGUGAAAAACACAGAUGGAACCUUUACAGCUCAAAUCAAGGGGAGCAUCAUUCUGACGGACAAACAUGACGGAUACAACAUCACCUGUUCGGCCACAUAUCCUGUAAAUGGAAGAACAGAUUUCAAGACAGCAGAGGAGACGAGGACUCUCAGUGUUUCAUGUAAGGCAUCAAGAGUUUAGUAUUCAUUUUGGCAUUAUGUAAGCUGGUCGAAAAUGAUUAAGAUAAUCUCAAAUGUCCCUCAGAUGCUCCGAAGAAUACCUUAGUAUCCAUCAGCCCAUCAGGUUCGGUGUCUGCAGGCACCAUGGUUAACCUGACCUGCUCCAGCCGAGCCAAACCUCCUGUCAGCAGCUUCAUCUGGUUCAACAUCAGCAACCGUUCACCCAUCAAAGUUUUUAAAGGAAAGAUUUACAGCUUUAAUGCAACAGUUGGAGGAACGUUUUACUGUGAGGCCACAAAUGACGUCGCCAAACAAAAGUCACCUGAAGUUCAACUCAACAUUGGAGGUAAAUAAAGAACUGUAGAAGAGAAAUAAACUGAAAUUACUUACAGAUGCUGAUUGAUUAAGUAUCUUAUGCUUGUAUUUUUUGAAGACUAGGUGGUAAUGCUUAAAUUAAAAAAAGAGAAACUGGUGGGAAGUUAAAAAUAAUUCAGAGGAAGUGAAAUGUGCUAAAGCUGUGAACUUUGCAAAAUGUGAAGCCUUGUGAGAAAAAGCAGGACUGAAGGUUUUCUACUGAACUGUGUAGAGUUGAGAAGACGUUGGAUAAGAGGCGAAACGUCUUCUCAACUCUGCACAGUCCAGUUGCCUGUUUUUGGAGUCUUCAAGAAAACCACGACCUAGAUGAAUGAGAAUCUACAUGGACGUUUUCUGCUGAAGUUAUUGUUGGUCACUGUGUCAAAUUAAAGCACAUUACAACAUAAUUACACACAGUUUCAUCAUCUUUUCUUUUUGUUGUAGGACAGCUAUUGGACAGCUCUUCACCAUGGGGGUCAAUAGUUGGGGCGAUGAUUGGGAUCAUCAUUCUCAUUGGUUUGGCAGUCGUGGUUUGGUAAGUAUAUUAGAGAAUUUUCAUUUUACAGUAGCGAGCUUUGACAUAUCGGCAGUAAGAAUCAUGUUUUUACUUUAUUUUAUUGUUACAAUAAUAUAUAUUCAAUCAUAUAAAAAGCAUCACUCAUACAUGCAAAAAAAAUAAAAAAAAAAAAAAAUAAAAUAAAAUAAAAAUAAUAAUAAUAAUAAAGUAAUUAUUAUUAUUAUUAUUAUUAUUAUUAUUUUAUUUAUUUAUUUAUUUUAAUUGCUUUUGGGGCCCCCCUACUGGCCGCAGGGCCCUAAGCAGGCACUUAGUUCGCUUAUGCCUCGGGCCGGCUCUGGUUAUUACCAUUUUCUGUUGUGCUUAUAUAAAGUAUCUGAUAGUAUUUGUGUGUCUUCCAGGUGGUUUAAGUCAAAACAAUCAACUUUCCAACAAACACAGGUGGGAAACAAUCAAAAAUUUUACAUGUUUUAUUCAGUAUGAGUUUAUUUCUGACUGUUCACAAUGACAGCACUUCUUAGAUCUCAUCAGGACAGAACAACAAGUUUGACAUUGUAAAUGGAGAAAUAACAGAUAACAGAAUAGCUUGUUAACCAACAACCGACUGUUUUCAUUCUAGAUUUUUAGUUUUUUCUCUUUAGUUUUUGGAUAAUUACUUUGUCAAAUGUGAGUGUGAGUCAGAGUAGCACAUCUCUCAGUUUGUUGGUCUUUUUUUUUUUAAAUGCAGAGCCUUACAGCUGGAGAGCCGGCCGUAGAGGAACAAGCCAGAGCUGCAGACAAAGAGGACAUACACUAUGGCGAGAUUGACUUUUCAAAGCUGAGACCUGGAUCAUCUUUUAACUCAGGGAACAACAGCGGACCGCCGCAGAAUACUGUGUACGCGCAAGUCAAAGUAUCCAAACCAGUGAUGAGCUUCCAGCAGGCUGGUGGAGGUACAGAGGAUCUGUACGCUCAAGUGAAGAGAAAGUGA